AUGAACUCUCUCCAUAAGACUCUAUCUUCCCUCCCCUCUCUCCCCUCCCCCCCCAACUUGCACCUCCCCAUCACGACCCCCAAACUCCUCCUCUCCGCCCUCUCCGCCACGCUCAUCGUCCUCGCCUACCGCGACUACCGCACCUACAUCUCCUACGGGCCCGGUGGAGCACCCCACAAUGUUCUCGGCUGGUUCGGCGUGCGGGUCUUCCUCCUUCCAUUCAAGAAGGAGAUGUUCUCGACGGAGGUGUACACGUGCAGGAUCCAAGCUGGAGAUGGGAGGAGUUUCCUACCGGAUGCGAAAGACCUCAGCACCAGGGAGGGUCAGCGACCGCUUGUUGGGCCGCAUAUGGUGCCGCAAAGGCAGUUGGAUGGGUUUACGCCGGGUGGGUUGAGAGAGAAAUUUAUGGAGGAAUUCCAAUCCUUCGCGACUCAAAGCCCUCAUCUCGUCAAACUUGCACCCUCGAAAUUAGAACUCCAUGCCGACGCUUACUUCCUCGCAGAUGGACUGGAAGCGUCGAUCCCAGCGCAGAAGACCGAUCGCGAGAUCGCUCAUAUUCACAGGUUAAAAGAUGGGUCUGUCCACGUGGUGUUGGCGCCGGCAGAUUGUAAAAAGAUAUUUGAUGCCGGUUGGGGUCAGCGUCAUUCGUUGUCUGGAGCCAAGGUUCCCAGGGGAUUUUCGGGCAAGACAUUGGAAUUGCCGAGUGAGUAUGUGUUGAUUUAUGCGCCACGCAACGAGAACGAGGUGGCGUUCGUCAUGGAGGUGAUCAAGGCUAGUGUGAAGUAUAUGACUGGGGGGUAG
This is a messenger RNA of Aspergillus tanneri, 801 nucleotides long. RefSeq lists its product as uncharacterized. Bases 1 to 801 code for a protein of 266 amino acids. NCBI's taxonomy places the organism in Eukaryota, Fungi, Ascomycota, Eurotiomycetes, Eurotiales, Aspergillaceae. The transcript has 3 exons. The record is from RefSeq and is a predicted model, not a curated record.